Scleropages formosus (Asian bonytongue) is the source of this 398-nucleotide messenger RNA. Its product is annotated as glycogen debranching enzyme-like. The transcript has 3 exons. Gene Ontology annotation, molecular function: amylo-alpha-1,6-glucosidase activity; 4-alpha-glucanotransferase activity. The record is from RefSeq and is a predicted model, not a curated record. Bases 133 to 372 code for a protein of 79 amino acids. Gene Ontology annotation, biological process: glycogen catabolic process. NCBI's taxonomy places the organism in Eukaryota, Metazoa, Chordata, Actinopteri, Osteoglossiformes, Osteoglossidae.
UGCACCUGCACAUUGACAUUAUGUCCUGUCUUCUACCGCGUUUUUGCUAUUAACGACAGACCGGACAGUAACCCCUCGGGAAAGUAACAAGACAGGGAAAAGUUAAGAGCGAGCGUAUAAGACGUAUCAGUAAUGUUAGAGUGGCGCCCACAACUAAGGUACAACAUGAUACACUUCACACCUCUGCAGAAGUUAGGCUUGUCACGCUCAUGCUACUCUCUGGCCGACCAACUGGAGCUGAACCCAGAGUUCUCUCCCGCCAGGAAGAAGUACACCUGGGCAGAUGUGGGGAAGAUUGUAGAGAUGCUCAGGAACGAGUGGAGCAUGGUCUGCAUCACAGAUGUGGUUUAUAACCAUACAGGGUCACAGUGAACUGGAGCCUAACCCGGCAACACAGG